Molecule: messenger RNA, 1505 nt
Organism: Vollenhovia emeryi
Lineage: Eukaryota; Metazoa; Arthropoda; Insecta; Hymenoptera; Formicidae
Exons: 2
Coding region: 124-606 (160 amino acids)
Source: RefSeq, a predicted model, not a curated record
ACGUGGAAGAAAUAAGCACGGCAUAAAAAAAUGUACAAAGACAUCAAGUUUUAAUAACGAAAUAAAACGCAAAGGGGAAUAAGGGUUGCUCAAGCCUCGCGAUAAGCGUAAUCAGGAGGGUACAUGAUACGCUACUGCGACUGUGCAGAUAUUAUGCAACGGACGAGAGGCUCCCUCGCCUCCUCAUUCUCUCCUACCUCUCCUACCUUCUUGGCGAAGCAACAAGUUGUCUUGCAGCGCAUGACCAACGACGUUCCUUCCGCGAAAAACUUCGAUAUUUCCGACAACUCCGCCGCGGAUUUAUCUUAUCGUCAACGAUUGCAAGACCGUCGCCGCUGCAGAAUUCGCAACACGUGUCUUUACUUAAGUUUUCUUCACGAGGAGAAACGCGUGAGAGCGGCGAGGGAGGAGGAUCGAAGUUUAUCGUCUCCAUGUGGCCGCGCGGCGGACUCGCCGCGUCGUCGCGUUACGUUAUCGCCGGUGACGACUGUGAUCGUGUUUAUCUUACUUUACAGAACCGCUCUCGCCUUAUACGUGAUUCACCGCGAACGCCGCGCGUAUUACGAAUACUCGCACUUACGGCCGCGGAGAGGCACAGCCUCGUAAAGUCUACUGCAUUAUAAAUAAACGCGCGCGAGGCGAGAGGACGAUUUUCUCUCGAAAUGAAACUGAAUGGCGGUGUACGUGUAAUGCCGGAAGUGGAAUAUUUUUGAAAUUUUUCGUAAAGUUCGACAAUAUCUUUUCUUUUCGUAAAAGACGAGAUGUAGAAGGAACGAUGCCGUGAGAUGCAUAAAAAAUGGCUCUUUCGCUCUGCACGUUUGUCACGCGAAAAGGAUAUAAAAGUCACUGAAAACAAGGUAUCUCUCGCAUGCGAAAUCUUUAAAAAGAAACGAAUUUUUUAGAUUUAAACAGGUUCGAAACAUGCAUAAGUUAACAUAACAGCUUUCAAUUGAAGUACAUUUCGAAAUGUUUACUAAAUUCAGUGGUGCAGGUCAACAUCCGCCCUCGCACUAUUUAUGCAAAAUUUGAGAAUUACGACAUUAUGUAUUUAACGAAUAAUAAUUAUAAUGCAAUAAUAUUUUAUCAAAAUAUCGUAUGGAAAAGAUAAGAGGAAGACAUUCGCAUGAGCAAGUCUCGUUUAGUAAAUUCAUAAAACAGAUAAAAAAUUAUAUAAGUAGAAUUAAACACUAUUUUGUGCAAUGUAUUAAAAUUCGCGUUGAUUGUAAAUUUGUUUAAUCGUAACGUCAAUGUAAUUUUAUUUUAAUUCUUAAGAAAAUGUAUAGCAAUAGAACUGCUGAGAUGUUUUCCGAAAGCUUGAACUUUACAUUUUGAGUUUUGUUAUGUAUCUGUAUACCAUGAAAUAAAUAAAGGGAUUAUCUUCAAUCGCAUUUUCUCUCACUUUGCAACCUGAUUACUUACUCCUAACUUCAUUUGUACAUUUUUAAAUGUCUUAAGCAAUCGCUAAAGCUAACAUUAGACUUCAAAAAAAGCUAUUCGACAAAAGA